GAGGAGAUCGGUUUAGCUGUGGGAGAAAAGACACAGCAGAAUAAAGUCACUGGUGCGGAUGAACGGCGUCAUCUUCCUGGACCAGCUGGAGAAGGUGCUCCGCGUCAUUGAGACAGGUAUCGUGGUGAACAAGAUGUUUGUGCAGCUGUAAUGCAGUACAACAGCUGGCAUCCUCUCCGCACAUCUUCACACACUGAGUAGCCAGUAUGCUGUUGUUGCAGUCAUCCUCUUCCACACCACAAACACAGCUCGCGACUCUUUGAAAAGGUUUUUUGUGGAUUUUGCAUGGAUGCUCCUUUUUGCUACAACAGAAGUCUGCAGGCUCUAUGGAGGAUGAGUUCAGGAAUAUAGGCCUGCAUGCUUGAAUGUGUGUGUGUCAGCGGUGAUGAGUGAACAGGCGCUGGUCCAUAUGCAGGGCCCGGGUCAGCAGACGGCCCUGCACCGAGCUGCCACGGUGGGGAACAGUGCUGCCGUGGCUGCUCUGAUUCAGGGAGGCUGCGCUGUGGACCUGCAGGACAAAGACAGGAACACUGCGCUGCAUGAGGUGUCUUGGCAUGGUUUCUCUCACUGUGUUAAACUGCUGGUGAAGUCAGGAGCUGAUGUACAUAUCAGGAACAAGGCAGGAAACACAGCACUCCACCUGGCCUGUCAGAAUGCACACGCUCAGACUACUCGCCUUCUGCUGCUCGGAGGAUCGACACCAGACACCAAGAACAAUAGGGGUGACACCUGUUUGCAUGUGGCUGCACGCUACAACAACCUGACCCUGGUCAAAAUCCUGCUGAGCUCUCUAUGCUCUGUGACAGAGAGAAACCAGGCGGGGGACACAGCUCUCCAUGUGGCUGCUGCUCUCAACCACAAGAAGACAGUUCAGCUCUUACUGGAAGCGGGGAUUGAUGGGAAAAUCAGAAACAAUGCAGGUAAAACAGCCCUUGACAAGGCCAGAGAUAACGACCAUAAAGAUGUGGCACAUCUCAUGGCCAGAGCUCCUCAGGUACAUCGCUUCAUGCGAGGAAGAACAAUAAGAAGACGAAGACAAAAACUGACAGCUGAGCGCAGGACCCAGUCAGUCACUAGAGUAGAAAUUCUACCAAACAAAGACAGCAGUUCAGUGGGGGAGGACACCCCCAGCAGUGAUCACAUGGAGAGCAGAACUGCCUUCAAGAUGGGUCCUCGCCAGCAGCAGAAGCACCAGCAGUAUUACGACAAGACUCUAGGUCCCAUCAGCAGUCCCCUCUGCCCCCGGAAGAGCAGAUACAAGGAACAGGCUUUAAAUGAAAAUGAUCUGAGGAAAGGUGAGAAUGACGUUAAGAAGAGUCUGCUCUGGGAUGAUGGUGAAGAUUCUGUUCAGAAUGGAAAAAUCUACCAGCUUUACACACUGUACCGUGACAAGGAUGGCAACGUUAGACAGGCACAAGCUAAUGGAUGCCACUGUAAGACCCUCCUCAACAAGCUGGAGGGCCAGCUGACGGCCACGCAGGAGGAGAUGAGGCUGCACAUCCUGAACAUCCAUGAGCAGGUCAACAGUCAACUGGGCAAAAUGGACCACAGGACCAGGCACCAGAUUAAAGUGUUGGACAUUCUGAAUCAGGAGAGAGCAGCAGCAGAGAGGAAGAAGGUGGCGCACAAGAUGGAGCACAGAGCUGCCCAGGGAAGAGACGAAGCCCUCAUUACACAGGCAGCAGUGAGCCAUGAACUGAAGAGGUGGUGUAUGUCUCAGUUGAAGGACACGCAUGUCCAUGUCCCAGCCAAAGCCCAGUACUACAAGCUCCUCCCCUCACAGUCUGUGGAGCAGUGUGUAUUAGACACUGACCUGGAGUCUCUCCCCCUGCUGUCUGUGAUGUCUGGAGAAAGCAGCACCUCACUGGCUACCUACGUCAACAUCCUGCCGUCUAAAUCUACCUACAGUGCGGGAGGCCCAGAGCCGGAGCAGAUGGGGAGCAGGACAUACUUUGAGAUGAAGGUGGACAGGUCACCAGAUGACUAUGAGAACACAACCCUGUUUCCUCUGCCUGCCGACCAUACCUCAGUCCUCCUGCUGGCCUCUGGUGACCCCCUGUGUCAGCGUCCAGGAGUGCACAACAGUCCCAUAUCAGCAGUGAUGCCCCUGUUUGGGGAGGGCUUCUCAAGCAGCAGCAGCCAGUCCAAUGUCAGCGUCCAGGGACCCACACUGAGCCAACAUCAGGAACACAGCUAUGACAGACACUUGAUGAGUGUGCAGAGGCGAGCAGUUCUACCCACUGAGGGCACCACAACACUGGAGUUCUUCUUCGACCGUCCCACUGAGCCCACAUUCAGUCAGGAGAUGAAAAAUCAGCAUGCUGUGGAGGUGACUCAGCGUUUCUUUGAGACGGUGUCGACUCAGUUGGAACGUUGGUACGAGAGGAAGAUAGCGAAGGUGGAGCAGCAGACGGAGCUCAGAGCCCAGCAGGACAGGAAGGAGCUGCUGCAGAAGAUAAGCACACUGGAGGAGGAGCUUCAGAGGCUGAAGACCAAUGAGAAUGUAGAAAGCUGAUGCGCCCUGACAGUGAUCAAUACAAGCUAUAGCUACAUCAGGCAGCAAAAGGAGAAAAUUAAGUGUUAAAGGAACCGAUGCAAUGAUUCAUACUGUAUACAGUUGGUAGAUAAAAGUAAUGUAUGCAUAUUAUAAAUGAAUAUUUAAUGAAGAUUUCCAUAUUUAAUUAUAGUUUAGUAAAGUGGUGUUUAUUCCUUGCUCUUACUCGUUAUUCUUUUCUGCACAUAAUUUGUCACAGUUGCCACUUACGAUUAUAGUUGAUUUGUUGGAGUCCACUCAUAAACAAAACAUCACGCACAAUGAAGUCACAGAUUCUUAAAAAAAAGGUAUGUUUUCAUCAUUUAUACAAAUAUAUAUGAUUAUAACAAAUAAAUUCUCAUUGAAUUGAUCAUGCUUUCCAUAAUAAUGUAAGUAUACAAAGAAAGGCCACAUUAUAAUACACCCAAUAACCCAAUAAUCAACUAUAAUUUCCAUGAUUGAGACAAAUGUAAAUAUUAUGUUUAAAUGUUAAAAUUAUUUUAACUCAUUUCCAAUGUCAACAAUGAAUGUAUGUUACUAUAUUAUAUUAAUGGAAUAAUACACAGUGUGUGUUCUAUUGUUUACAGUCUUCCUGGAAUUGUUUAUUAUUACUUUUUUAUCAGUCUGGGUUCCUUUUUCUAAGGCGGAAGCAAAACCUUAGGACAUGAGCGAUAAACAAAUCCCAAGCGGCCCAUUAAAACAUUUCUCCAUCGCACUACGAGUUGAAAUACCACUCUGUAAAAACCCCAAUACAAAAGUCCUUCAUUCAAAAAUCUUAUUUUACUACCAUUUAGGAGAAAGAUUUACUUGUAAUUAUAAAUAUAAACUAUGAAAAAACAUAUACAUAUUUGUAUUAGUAGCCUUAUGGUUAAAGUGCAUAUCUCAUAACAGCCACGGUGGAGGAUCUUUGUUGCAUGUCUCUCCGCUCUCGCUCACCCUGUUUCCUGUUUCCUGCCUCUUUAAACUGUCUACUGUCAAAUAAAGUCAAAAGUAUUAUCAG
Molecule: messenger RNA, 3533 nt
Organism: Cottoperca gobio
Lineage: Eukaryota; Metazoa; Chordata; Actinopteri; Perciformes; Bovichtidae
Gene: ankrd6a
Product: ankyrin repeat domain 6a
Exons: 16
Coding region: 386-2515 (709 amino acids)
Molecular function (GO): protein binding
Source: RefSeq, a predicted model, not a curated record